CCUAAACGCAAAUACUCCGUAUAUCACCUGGUACUCCUGCAAGGGGUCAAAGUGGUCAACAAUAUCCUUCCUCGUCCGUCCGGCACUCCAGCAGCUGGCUCCCUGCUCCAUCCUCAGUCCUCACCACUCACCCCUUCUCCUUCACUCUCUCCACCGCCUGUAGCGCCACCUUCGCCAAGAUCACCACCGUCUCUCUCGCCCUAAGCCUAAGCUGAAAAAGGACUGAAGAAGCAGUCCCCUCCGCCAACUCUGCAUGAGCAAAAAUCGAUGAUGAAGAGGAAAUCCGGUGAGAUUAACAAUGGUGAGAGGUUAGCGGCUCUGGCCAGACAAAAAAUCGAGAAUAACCAAACCAAUGACUAUCUAAUGUCAAAGUUUAGAUGGAGGAUCGAUAACUUCUCGCGUUUGGAUGUUGAGAAGCCUUACUUUUCCGUGUAUGAAUUAAAUGAGUACAAGUGGAGGUUGCUGCUUUAUCCAAAGGGAAAUGACACAGCUCAUUUGUCUCUAUACCUAGGUGUGCCUGACCUGCCUAGAUUACCCGAUGGUUGGCAUAUACCUACAAAGUUUAGUCUAGCCCUUAUUAACCAGUUAGACCCAAAGAAAACCAUUAAGAAAGCGACCAAACAUGCUUUCAACGCUCACGAGAGUGACUGGGGCUUCAUUUCGUUCAUCCCACUCUGCGAGUUUCAUAACGAAUCUGAAGGUUAUCUUGUUAAUGAUACAUGCCUGAUCGAAGCUGAAGUAUAUGUCCCUGAUGCUUCUUCAUGUCUGACGAACAAUGCUACUUCUCCUGUUUCCCCAUAUCAAGCUAUUGAUUCUUCUGCUGUUGCUCUUGAUCCUGUGGAAUCUGUGUACUCUCGGGUUCAAUCUGUUCUCAAGUCACUCCCAAAGUCACCGUCCAACUUAGCAUCUGGUGCUAUUCCAUGUGAAGUUCCUUUGUUUAAAGACCGUGCAACUUCUGCAAAAGAAAUCUUUGACAAGCUGAUAUCAUACCCUUUGGAGGACUUAGCUGAUCCACAGCAUGAACCUGCAAUGUUGGAGUCACUCUCCAUACUCGCUCACAAUCUUUCUUUGUUCAGCAAUGAGCACGUGGCAGAGAUUUUGAGCUUGAAUGUUUCUUUUCCUCAGACGAUGCGGGAAUGGAGGGAGUUGAGUAAAGUCAAGGGGGGCAGUGAGCAUCUUUGGGCUACUUUUGAGAAGACGAAGCGUUUGCUGGAGGAUUUAGUGAAAACGGAUGAAGGGAUAAAGAGUAAACUGGAGGGGCUGGUUAGGAGAGAAAAGGAAUUGAAAACUGAGCUGGAAGAAAUUGAAAGCGAGAUGCGGCAACUGAAGGUGGAAAGAGGAGAAGUGUCGAAACAGACCAAGAAAGUGUGUGCUCUUGCUGAGGAGCAGGCUUGCAUUAUUGAAGAAAGAGAGGCUGAGGUGGAUGGCGCUAACAAAAAGAUGGAGGGUUUAAAGUCCAAAUGGGAUGCAAUGAGACUUCUUCUAGUUGCUUGAAAAGAAAAAAACUAGGCUGUGUCUAGUACUAAUUAACUUGUAGGAUCAUUUAGACCUAAUUAUGUGUAUAUGUGGGGUUUAAAAUCUAUUUUGUCUGCACAAACAUUAGAGAAAGCCAAGGCUGUGUCUAGCUACCAAGUAAGUUGUAGUGCUCCUCCUAUAGACCUAACUAUUUUUUGGACCUAAUUAUGUGUAGAAGUGGGGUUUAAAAUCUAUUUUAUCUGCACAAAACAUUAGAGAAAGCCACAUCUGUAUCUGUUAAUAUUACUCAUAGUGCAUUGAGGAAGACUGGAGAGUGAUACAAAAUGGUCAGAGUACAU
This is a messenger RNA of Cuscuta europaea, 1814 nucleotides long. The record is from the annotation of a GenBank genome assembly. Lineage: Eukaryota; Viridiplantae; Streptophyta; Magnoliopsida; Solanales; Convolvulaceae.